GCAGUACAAGUCUUUGAGAACCAAGAAACAAGAUCAUGCAUAUUCUGAGUCUCCUGAUUGGGUUGGCAGUAUACCAUCCAAAUUUCAAUUUCCACUGCGAAACAUAUCACCAACAGUUUUAAAUAAACCAUCAAUCGAAAACUUCACUCAAAUUUUCACUCUACUUGAAAAAGAGAAUGCUUUCAGCAACCAGUGGAACUUGAUCAAGCACUCACAACCUUUCUUAAUGCUCUGCAACUUUUCAACUAGUGAUGAAAUAGCACCAGCUGCUAAGAGAACACUAAUA
Messenger RNA from Paramuricea clavata, 286 nucleotides. Lineage: Eukaryota; Metazoa; Cnidaria; Anthozoa; Malacalcyonacea; Plexauridae. The record is from the annotation of a GenBank genome assembly.